This is a messenger RNA of Spodoptera exigua (beet armyworm), 1582 nucleotides long. Lineage: Eukaryota; Metazoa; Arthropoda; Insecta; Lepidoptera; Noctuidae. The record is from the annotation of a GenBank genome assembly.
CAUGUAGGUACGGUAGGAAAACUUAGGUGAUUUUGACUUUAACUCGUACAUUUUUAAUUUUCAGAUAACACGACCGUUAGUUUUCGUGAUAGUAUGUUUUGGAUUCAUCAUUUUACUACAAUCGCUGGUACCAAAGGUGAUGGCAUUGAAGAAUUCUAACGUUGAUGAGUACAUGCUCGAAGACCAAAGAACACGUAAAAGAAAAAACUAUGUUGUGCGAUUGGCAAGAGACAGUGAAAUAUUAGGAAAUUCUGGAAACUUAGGCACCAACUAUGACACAGAUUCUUUUCAACCCGACCCAACGAAUCCUGAAGAACUAUCUGCAUUCAUUGUGGACUACGCCAAUAUGAUACGCAACGAUGUCAUCCUAUUAGACAAAUCUGUUGAAACGAGGACACGGAAAAGGGGCAACAUUCAAGUUAAAAAGUAUAACAAUCAAGCCCUGCCGGAUCCGCCCUGCACGUGCAACUUUAGCAGAGCCAUUGAAGAUUUUGGUGAAAACACGUAUCCACGUUUUGUGGAGACUAGAAAUUGUAGUCAAGCACGACAGUUGGCAUGCCAUCGACCGUAUGUCUGCAGAGAAAACUAUUACAACCUAACUGUUUUAAAAAGACGGGAGUAUCAACACCAAAUCUCUUCAAUAGAUCUGCCAUCCGAUCUAAAAUUUCGAUGGAUUGCGGAAUAUCGGCCUGUUAGCGUUGGAUGUGUUUGCACUAGAGAUUACUACGACAUUGAAAAUUAACCGUUUCUGAAGCAAAACCGCGAAGCAGACUGGAAUAUGUCUUUCCAAAGGUAUCAGAUAAAUCUGUGAAUAGAGCAAUCUUGGGCAUAUUUUGAAAAUAAAACUGUAGCUCUUAUAUUGCAUUUUUAUUUGCCGUCUGUAAUAUCAAAAUACUUAAUUUGUUAAAGUACUUAUUGCACAUUGCUUUAAAUACCAAUUUCGCUGUAUUACAAUAAUUUAUUGAUUAAAUUAGUAGCCAGAUUAUAUUUCAAUUUAGUAGAUUCCUGCAUCUAAUCAUAUCUUUGUAAUAAUCAUAUUAUCUGUUUUCUCAUAGACAAUUUGAAUUUUUUUUUUAACUACAUUAUGUAAUUAAUUUAAAUAAAGUAAACAUAACUUAUUCAAAAACGUACUUUAAUAAAUAUUAACAUUGACUAAAUAUUUACAUAAUUAAACAUUGUUUAUUGCUUUUAAUAGUCAAUAACAAAAAUGUUACAUAUAGACUCGUUUUUAAAAGUAACAGAGAUGAAGAAGACAGAAAACAGAAAUUAAAUUUUUACGUUAAAAAGCCUUUAUACUAAUGUGUUUGUUUAGGUUGAGUUGAAUGGAAGAUACUUCUCUAUGGUAUCGGAGAUCACGUUAAAGACAGUACAGUUUCAUGGGCCGCCGGAGUUGGGACCUCUCCCAAUUGCGGCAGAAUAUGUGUUAUCGCAACUCUUGUCUCAUUCAUCAUGCCCAUCUCGCGACGCAGUAUUUCUUCAGUCACGGUGUGAAUAGAUUUAAACUUCAAGUUAAUCCCAUGCACUUUGUAAACAUGGUUAUUCAAGUUCACUUUGUAACUAAACGCCACGUUGCAGACCUGGA